CUCCUCCUCCUCUUCACAGAGCCGAGAAGAAAGGCAGGGUGGUGGGCGAAGAGACCCCAGUCAGUGGAUCGUUAAUCAAAGAAAAAAAAACAGCAGCUUAUAUCAACAACAAGGCCACCCCACCCGUUGGACGACAUGGCCCGCCUCGGAGCCGGCGCCGUGUUGACGCUCCUGCUGGCUGUCGCGGCGGCGGCCGCGUUCCUCGCGGUGCCGGCCUCGGCCAAGGUCGGGGACCUGAGCGCGGUGGAGUUCGUGGCGGCGCGGGGCAGCAGCAUCCCGGGGCAGCGCAGCAGCAAGUGUUCGGGCGCCGUGGGCGAGUGCGGCGUGGACGAGGAGGAGGAGCUCGGGCUGAGCGGCGGCGGCGGCAUCGGCGCCGGCGACGCGCUGCGGCGGACGCUUGCGCAGCGCAAGCCGACCAACCGGUACAUCAGCUACGCGGCGCUGCGCGCGGACCAGGUGCCGUGCAACAAGCGCGGCCGGUCCUACUACACCAACUGCGCGGCGCAGACGGCCGCCAACCCCUACCGCCGCGGCUGCUCCGCCAUCACGCGCUGCGCCCGCAGCAUGAACUGAGCGCCAAGGCGGCGGCCGGCGGUCUGAUCUGCCUGCUGGCUGGCUGGGCAGGGGGCACGCAGCUGGCCUGGCUCGAUCGCACACCAUGCAUUGACGUCGUCGCGGCCGGCCGCCAUGCCGUUGGACGGUGGGGUCGGACGAUGACGGAGGAGGAGGCGGCGGCGCGACGAUAGUAUAUACAAACACCAAUGACCAACCAUACUACCAGUUCUAUUGUCGCUGUGGCGUAGCUUCUCUAUAAAUAAUAUCUAACUCCAACAAGAUAUGUUUGAUUAUGGAUCGCGAUC
Messenger RNA from Zea mays, 860 nucleotides. RefSeq lists its product as uncharacterized. The transcript has a single exon. The coding region runs from base 136 to 573 and encodes 145 amino acids. Gene Ontology annotation, biological process: calcium-mediated signaling. Gene Ontology annotation, cellular component: plasmodesma. NCBI's taxonomy places the organism in Eukaryota, Viridiplantae, Streptophyta, Magnoliopsida, Poales, Poaceae. The record is from RefSeq and is marked provisional.